Messenger RNA from Cladophialophora yegresii CBS 114405, 633 nucleotides. RefSeq lists its product as uncharacterized. The transcript is spliced from 3 exons. Gene Ontology annotation, biological process: mycotoxin biosynthetic process. NCBI's taxonomy places the organism in Eukaryota, Fungi, Ascomycota, Eurotiomycetes, Chaetothyriales, Herpotrichiellaceae. Bases 1 to 633 code for a protein of 210 amino acids. The record is from RefSeq and is a predicted model, not a curated record.
AUGUCUUCCACAUGUGGCAUACUUGCACCACGAAACUCAAUCCCUGCAGCACCGUUACAAAAGUCGAUCGAAUAUGAGGUCAGGACGUUCACCCAAGGGCUCUGGGGCGACCACUCAAUAUACCAAGGGGCGCCGAACGAGACAAAUACCGCAGCAUGGAAGGAGAUAUCUCACCUGGGCAUCAUCAAACUGGACGACAGCCAGAUUUCACAGCUUUCGCAGCCGACUAUCCGCUACAACCGAGAUCCACGAUACUCUGCCGGGGCGAUCGAGAUGUUCCACAAUUUGCACUGCUUGCACCACCUGCGGAUGCAUGUUUGGGCUGAGCAGCCCGAGGUGUUCUACGGUCGAGAUCCGACAAAGGAUGAAGCUGCCGCUCAUAUUGAUCACUGUAUCGACCAUAUCCGACAAGCCUUGAUGUGUCAGGGUAGCACCGAUAUCAUCACGUUCCGCAAAGAUCAUAAAGACCGCACGGUUCCGAAUUUUGACGGACCUCACGUAUGCAGGAAGUACGAGCCCAUUGCGCAAUGGGCGAGAGACCACAAGGCAUGGAACAUGACUCCGGAGGGUGAUGAUGACGACGAGGAUGGACAAAGUAACGAGCAUGAGCAUGGGCGCGGGCAUGAACACUGA